AUGGAUUUCUUUUAUAGAAUUAUAAUUAUAUGUUAUAAACAAACAAUUACUAAGACUAAUCUUUGGAAUCAAGAACAAGAUUUGAAAGCAGAAAAGAAUAUCACAGAACUACAGUCACUAUGGAAAUCUGAAGAAUUGAGCUUUGCACGCAGGAAUUUUCAACAUAAUGUAUCAUAUCUCAAAGAGUACAAAAGUACAAAACAACCGACUAACGAAGAGACUUCCUUACUACAUCAUGACAAUAUAUUAAACGAUGAUGAACAUUUAAAGAAAGUCCCAUCACUUACUAGUUGUCUAAUCAAGUUGUAUGGGUUCGAAUGGUUACGGAUAUCUUUAUUGUAUCUAGUAGGUAGUGGAGCUACACUUCUCAAUCCUAUCAUUCUCAGGGAAAUUAUACAGGAAGUUCAAAACGUUGAUGAAAGAAGAACUUGGUAUAGUGUUCUACUUGCUGUACUGUUUUAUGUUGUAUCUCAAAUGAAUUGUUUUUGUUUUCAACAUUCUGAACAAAUGAUGUUGCGCUUGGCGCUGAAAUGCUUAAAGUCAAAUAACAGUUCCAAAAAAGACUUUACAGCUGGUGAAAUUCUAAGCCUGGUGUCAGUUGAUUGCCAGCGAAUUCAAGAUUCAUUUGCGUUUUCCCAAUCUUUAUUGUCAAUAUGGCUCAUAGUGGCAAUAGGCAUUUAUGAAUUAUGGGAACCACUAGGGAUAUCAUUAUUUGGAUGUGUGGUUGCAGUUAUUACUGCAGCAGUGGCAAAUGUUUUAUUUGGAAAAAUCCGACAGAAUUACUUCAAAGAUAUCUUGAAUCUAAAAGGCAGAAGAGUUAAACUAUUUGACGAGAUAGUGAAGGGGAUAAAGAUAAUCAAAAUGUAUGCUUGGGAAGUAUUUUAUACUGAGAAAGUCUCAUCUAUUAGGACAAAAGAAAUAGAAAUUAUCAUCAAGCUGAUUAAAAUUGCAGCCGGUGAAGGUGUUAAUAAUAACCUCAGCCAGUUCUUGAUGAACUUUUUCAUGGUGUUAAUAUACAGUUUUAUUGCAACUCAUCCUUACGAUGCUGAGCGAGCGUUUCUAGCUCUUUCAGUUGUCAAUGUAGUUAGGGGUCAAUUGACACUGAUGCCAUUUGUUAUUGGUGGCGUGGUUCAGACAGUUGUUUCCCUUGGCAGAAUACAAUCUUUCUUGUUAUCUGAAGAAGUAGACGCUAGUAAUGUUCAGCAUGAGUUAGAACUAGAUUGUGCUGUUUACAUGAAAAAUGGUUUCUUCAAAUGGGACAAAAGAAGCGAACAUAAUACUUUGAAAGGGAUAAAUGCUCAAUUUGAAGAAAAGGAAUUAAUAGCUGUUGUCGGAUUGGUUGGAUCUGGAAAAUCUUCCCUUAUAUCAAGUAUACUAGGAGAAAUGGAAAAUACAAAAGGAAAAGUACAAGUUAAGGGAUCUAUGACCUAUAUAACACAGGAAGCAUGGAUACAAAACAUGACAAUAAAAGAAAAUAUUUUGUUUGGGAAACAAUAUGAUGAGAAAAAGUAUAACAGGAUAAUAGAUUGUUGCUGCUUAGAACCAGACCUCAAAAGUCUACCAGCAGGUGACUUGACAGAAAUAGGAGAAAGGGGUAUAAAUUUAAGUGGUGGACAAAAACAAAGAGUGAAUGUUGCUAGAGCAGUGUAUGCAGAUGCCGAUAUAUAUUUGUUGGAUGACCCUUUGAGUGCUGUAGACGCGCAUGUCGGUAAAGAUUUGUUCCACAAUGUAAUAGGACCAAAUGGGCUUUUGAAGAAUAAGACUAGAAUAUUAGUAACACAUGCAGUUCACUUGCUACCUCACGUAGAUAGAAUUGUAGUCAUGGAUAAUGGCCAAAUAUCUGAGGAAGGAACAUUUGAUGAACUUGUUGCUCAUAAUGGACCAUUUGCUCAAUUCCUUAAACAACACCUGCUCAGUGAAGAGCUGUACGAUGAUGACGACGAACAAAUCAUUCAGAUGAACAAUGAAUUGUUUGACAGACUGGAAAGUACAUCUGAUGUGAUAACAUCUGACGAGGAGGAAAGACAGAUUAGAGAAAUAAUACAGCGAAGAUCUAGCAUGAGACGUUCCUCACGACUCAAUAGUUUGACAUUGGAAAGGAGCAAGUCCCUUUCAUCAAGCUUACACCAGACAACUCAACUAUUAGGAGAUCAGGGAAAAUUGAUUCAGGACGAAGAAUCCCAAGUCGGAUCGGUAAAAACAAGUGUGUUCAUUACAUUUAUCAAAGCUAUGGGCAUAUCAACGAUAGGGGCUGCGUUUUCCAUGCUCUUCAUAUCAAGCGGUUUACAAGUAUAUUCCAAUUUUUGGAUUACAUACUGGACAAGGGAUUCGUAUUUAAAGAACGAAACAUUAAUGCAGACAGAUGAAUACCAUAAUAAACAGCUUUAUUAUCUAGGAAUGUACGGCUGCUUUGGAGGUUUGCAAGGUUUGACUUGGUUCCUUUAUGGAAUUUUUCUCUUUACCGGAUUUGCAAAUGCCUCAUCUAAAUUACACCAAAAAAUGUUACGCUGCAUAAUGCACUGUCCAAUGUCAUUUUUCGACACGACACCUGUCGGUAGAAUUAUAAAUAGAUUUUCUAGCGAUAUUGAUGUUAUCGACGAAAGAUUUCGGCGGUAUUCAGACUUCUUUAUUGGAAAGCUGACAUCAUUAUUGUCUAUUGUAAUUGUGAUCGUCAUCCAAACACCGCUCACUUUAAUCGCCGUUGUUCCUGUGUCUGUGUUGUUCAUCGUUCUCAUCCGAUUUUAUCUUCCAACGGCCCGCCAAUUGAAGAGGAUAGAGGCAGUGACUAGGUCACCUAUAUUUAAUUUUUUCAGUGAAACUAUUAAUGGAGCUAGUGUUAUCCGCGCCUACAAAUCUCAGAACAGAUUUGUUGAUGAAAUUUAUAAAAGACUUGAUAUCAACUCUGGAUUUAAUUUUGCUGCUACUACUGCAAUGGGAUGGAUAGGCGUUCGAAUACAGAGUUUUGGAAACCUAGUUGUUUUCGCUGCUGCUUUAUUUGCGGUCUUGUCUGAAAACCUAAGUGGUGCUGAUGUAGGAUUAUCUCUUUCAUAUGCAAUGCAGAUAAUGAUGACAAUGAAUGCAGUUAUGCAGGUUCUAAGUUUUCUUCAAAUGGAUUUGAUCUCAAUAGAGAGAAUAGAGGAAUUUACCCAUCUUGACCCAGAGGCAGAAUGGAUAAAUGCUAAAAGACCUCCAGAAUAUUGGCCUGAUACAGGACGUUUACAGUUUGUCGAUUACAGUACACGAUAUAGAUCUGGACUUGACCUCGUUUUAAAAGGAAUUUUCUUUGACAUCAAUGGCGGAGAAAAGAUUGGAAUUGUUGGUCGAACAGGUGCAGGGAAAUCGUCCUUAACUUUGUCGAUUUUUCGCCUUAUUGAGAAAUCAAGUGGACACAUUGUGAUUGAUGGGAUAAAAAUAGACGAUAUUGGCCUACAUGAUCUAAGGUCACAAAUUUCCAUUUUACCCCAGGAUCCUGUGAUAUUUUCAGAAUCACUUCGUGAAAAUUUAGAUCCAAAGAGCGAAUUUAGCGAUGAACAGAUAUGGAAAGCUCUAGAAUGUGCACAUCUAAAAGACUAUAUUGCAAAUCAAGAUCAAUGUCUGGAAAUCGAACUCGGUGAAAGUGGUGGAAAUCUUAGUGUAGGUCAAAGGCAGCUUCUAUGCUUGGCUAGAACACUUCUGCAUAAACGUAAGAUACUGAUCCUUGAUGAAGCUACAGCGGCGGUGGAUAUGGAAACUGAUGAGUUGAUUCAACAAACGAUCAGAACUCAGUUUGCUGACUGUACAGUACUGUCCAUUGCACACCGAAUAAACACAAUAAUGGACUAUGAUAGAAUAUUGGUAAUGGACCAAGGCUGUAUAGCACAGUUUGAUACACCAAGUGCAUUACUAAAAGACAAGCGUGGUGUAUUUUUUUCACUAGCAAAAGAAGCAGAACUUGUAAAUAGUAGCACAUGAUUUGUGUUGAUUAAAAUAGUAUGC
Mytilus trossulus (common blue mussel) is the source of this 3975-nucleotide messenger RNA. Its product is annotated as multidrug resistance-associated protein 1-like. NCBI's taxonomy places the organism in Eukaryota, Metazoa, Mollusca, Bivalvia, Mytilida, Mytilidae. The transcript is spliced from 24 exons. The record is from RefSeq and is a predicted model, not a curated record. Bases 1 to 3951 code for a protein of 1316 amino acids. Gene Ontology annotation, molecular function: ATP hydrolysis activity; ATP binding; ABC-type transporter activity. Gene Ontology annotation, biological process: transmembrane transport. Gene Ontology annotation, cellular component: membrane.